AUGGUUUGCUUCAUGCAGCUGCUGUGUGCUUUUGCCGCAGCCACUGUGGUUGUGGCUUCAGACAACCACAAAAACGGCGCCUACGUGACCAACGUGAACAAUGACGGCACGGAGGUAGAGGAAUAUCUGGGAGAGUUUACAUCUGAAAACGACCUGGGCUCUAGGGAUCUGCCAAGGACAGAUUCCAGUGAUCUUGGAUUGGAGGACGGCGUCUCGUGUGCUGGUCAACUCAUUUCUCUAGAGGAUGCCGAGGUGGCUCAGCGUGGUCUGGCUAAAGUUUGUGGCUCUGGCCUUGAUUUCUCAAAAGGAAUCACAUAUUACCAGAAUUCUGCUUUUGCUUACAUUGAUUCAUCGGGUUUGCAAUAUACGUGCUAUGCGAGUGAUAUCCAGCAAGUGUACGCUGCGAUAGGCGAGAAUUGUAACGCAUUGGCAAAGAAGGGCUUUUUCCAAAGGGCCCUGGGAUUAAUCCAUAUUGGGCGCGCCAACCGAAACGACUACCAGGCUUGA
This is a messenger RNA of Aspergillus steynii IBT 23096, 507 nucleotides long. RefSeq lists its product as uncharacterized. Lineage: Eukaryota; Fungi; Ascomycota; Eurotiomycetes; Eurotiales; Aspergillaceae. The transcript has a single exon. The record is from RefSeq and is a predicted model, not a curated record. Bases 1 to 507 code for a protein of 168 amino acids.